Messenger RNA from Plasmodium falciparum 3D7, 1299 nucleotides. RefSeq names its product putative lysophospholipase. The record is from RefSeq and is a predicted model, not a curated record. Gene Ontology annotation, molecular function: phosphatidylcholine lysophospholipase A1 activity. The transcript has a single exon. NCBI's taxonomy places the organism in Eukaryota, Apicomplexa, Aconoidasida, Haemosporida, Plasmodiidae. Bases 1 to 1299 code for a protein of 432 amino acids.
AUGGUUGCAAAUGAUUUAUGGGAAGAACCGAAUGAAGCAGAGACUAGGGUUGAUGGUACACCAAGAUUAGAUUCAUUUUUUAAUAAGGAUGGAUUAUUAUUAAGAACAUACUCAUGGACUGUUAAGAAGGCUGUGGGUAUUAUUGUGUUAUUACAUGGUCUGAAUGCUCAUGUCAGAUUACAAUUUUUAAAACAAAAUGUAGAAGUGGUUAGUAAUGAUGAAGUAAUAUUAAAAGAUAUAGAUAAUUAUUAUGUAUAUAAAGAUAGUUGGAUAGAGAAAUUAAAUGAGAAUGGUUUCUCAGUUUAUGGUAUAGAUUUACAAGGUCAUGGAAAAUCUGAUGGAUGGAAUAAUUUAAGAGCAAAUAUCAAUUUUUUUGAUGAUUUAAUAUAUGAUGUUAUUCAAUAUAUUGAGAAAAUUAAUGAAGAUAUAUCAUUAGAAUAUAAAAAUGAAUCAAAUAUUGGUGAAUCAAAUAUUGAUGAAUCAAAUAUGGGUGCAUCAUAUAUGGGUGCAUCAUAUAUUGGUGAACCAUAUAUAGAUUUAUCAAAUAUGGAUGCAUCAUAUAUAGAUUUAUCAAAUGUGAGUACAUCAAAUAUAGAUUCAUCAAAUAUAGAUUCAUCAAAUAUAGAUUCAUCAAAUAUGGGUGCAUCAUAUAUAGAUACAUCAUAUAUUAAUAAUGAAGAUAAUGAGAAACCACCAAUAUAUUUAAUGGGGUUAUCAUUAGGAGUUAAUAUUGCUUUAAGAACCUUAGAAAUAUUAGGAAAAACAUGUGAUUAUAAAAAAUAUAAUAUAAAAGGAUGUAUAUCCUUAGCAGGGAUGAUUUCUAUAGAGAAAUUAGCAUCUACUUGUUCAUAUAAAUAUAGAUAUUUUAUUGUACCCUUUUCGAAAUUAUUAUCUUCUUGCUGUCCUACAUUUAGAUUACCACAAAAUUUUAAUUUUCAGAAAUUUCCAUAUGUAAAUGAUCUUAUUAAUUAUGAUACUUAUAGACAUGAUAAAUGGAUAACGAUUAAAUUUGGUCGACAAAUUUUAAAUUCUAUAAAAAAUUUAAAUAAUGACUUGAAAUAUAUACCAAAAGAUAUUCCUAUACUCUUUGUACAUUCGGUAGAUGAUUGUGCUUGCUAUUAUAACGGUGUAAUUAAUUUCUAUGAAGCUUUAGAAUCAGAUAAUAAAGAAGUUCAUACUUUAUAUGACAUGGACCAUAUUUUAACUAUGGAACCUGGGAAUGAAGAAGUAUUACAGAAAGUAAUUAAUUGGAUAAAUAAUUUAGGUAAUUUAAAAGAAAAUAAGAAAUAUGUACUUUAA